AGAUAAGCGCGACACUCGGCAAAGAGAGUAGCGAGUUGGCUGAAGUACAGUUUCAAAAUGGUCGUGCAGUCGAUUACGUGGCUAUUAUAUAUCUAUGCAGAGUGCACAUAGAUAUACUUAUCGUACCUACGAUGAUCGCCAUAUUCGCAUUAGUCGAGUAACGAUCCUCCACCCACUAUCCAGAGCCGAGUGUCAGCGAGUGCCUCGCUUAUCGCAGACCGGUGGAGGAGCAGAAGCUCCCUCUCUCAUCGAGCUUACGAAAAGUUUUGUUCUGCUGGUCAAUUGAAUCGUCAGUCGCGUUAAAAUGGACGGCGGUGGAGCUUACGGCGGUGGUAAGGCUGGAGCCCCGUUCGAUCCCAUUGCAUUCGUGCAAAGGCCACAAGUUAUUCUCAGGGCAGUAUGUCUGCUGUUUGCAAUCAUUGUUUUUGGAUGCAUAAGCAGCAAAGGAUAUAUAGAAAAAGGAGGAAAAGAAGUGUGUUUAUAUAACAAUGAUGCAAAUGCAUGCAAUUAUGGAACAGGAAUCGGUGUUAUUGCCUUUUUAGCAAGUAUUGGCUUUUUAGCAGGUGAAUACUUGUUUGAACAAAUGUCCUCUGUUAAAACUCGGAAACACUAUGUUCUUGGUGACCUUGGCUUCUCUGGAUUUUGGGCAUUCCUUUAUUUUGUUGGAUUUUGCUAUUUGACCAAUGCGUGGAACAAAUCUGACCGACCAAAAGAUGGAUAUGGUAUUAACAAUGUUCAAGGGGCUAUUGCAUUCUCCUUCUUUUCUAUCUUUACCUGGGCAGGGUGCGCAUGGUUUGCAUUUCAAAGAUUUAAACAAGGAACCGAUGCGGCGUUUGCUCCAAGCUACGAAGCUGAUCCUACAGGAGGACAAGGCUACACAAGUUAUCCGGAUGCCACUGACGCUGCUUAUCAGGAGCCUCCAUUUGCUCAGCAACAACAAAAAGGUAUGGGUGACUUUCAAGCUCCAGCUUAUUAGAGUCAUCCAUAGUCGUUAUAAAAUGUAUAUUACAAGGCCACUGCAGCGAACUAAUAAUGAUAGGAGUUUUUUUGUUAAUUAUUGUUAUCUUGCGUUUAAAAAAGAAUGUUACAACAAAAAUCUCAUACUAUCGCGUAUCGUGAUCUAAAGAAGAAAAGUAUUAAUAUUUUACAGGAACUCAUUUGUUUCCCCUAUUAGUUUUGUAAAAUCAUUUAUACAUUAACAUUGUAGAUAAACGAAAAUAUAGAUUACCUUUUUGUUACUUUGGCAGAUAUUCCAAG
Molecule: messenger RNA, 1257 nt
Organism: Ceratosolen solmsi marchali
Lineage: Eukaryota; Metazoa; Arthropoda; Insecta; Hymenoptera; Agaonidae
Gene: Syngr
Product: synaptogyrin
Exons: 4
Coding region: 305-976 (223 amino acids)
Cellular component (GO): synaptic vesicle membrane; neuromuscular junction
Source: RefSeq, a predicted model, not a curated record